Messenger RNA from Aspergillus versicolor CBS 583.65, 2130 nucleotides. RefSeq lists its product as uncharacterized. The transcript has 7 exons. Bases 1 to 2130 code for a protein of 709 amino acids. Gene Ontology annotation, molecular function: oxidoreductase activity. NCBI's taxonomy places the organism in Eukaryota, Fungi, Ascomycota, Eurotiomycetes, Eurotiales, Aspergillaceae. Gene Ontology annotation, cellular component: cytoplasm. The record is from RefSeq and is a predicted model, not a curated record.
AUGAGCUCUAAAACCGUCGUCUUCGACGUAGUCGGCACCCUCGUCGGCUACGACCACCUCUUCGCCGCGAUAGACCACCAACUCGGCGAACGGCUACGCGCCGAGGGAAUCAAGCCCUCGCUGCUUGGCUACACCUGGAUCGAAGUCGCCGAGCGCGAAUACACAUAUCUCAGCAUGUCAGGGAAAUACACCGUCUUCGCUGACGUCUUCCGCGCGCUGUUCUACCGCAUGCUCUGGAUGGCCGGGAUCUCGGAGCCGCGCGAGUUCGCAUCAGAGCAGGACCUUGCGUAUAUCAUGGAGCAGUACGCUGGCCUCACGAUGCGGCCUGGUGCAGCGGAGUGUGUGCAGAAGCUGCGCAAUGCCGGGUUUAGGGUUUGGUGCUUUACCGCGGGGGAUAUCAAGCGGGUUGGUGGAUACUUUGCGCGAGCGGGCAUUGAGAUGCCGGCUGAGGACCUGCUCUCGUGUGAUUCUGCUGGUGUUGGAAAGCCUGAUCCUGCGGCUUAUCGGCCGUUGCUGGAGAAGUUGGUUGCGGAGAAUGGGGGCAGGGUGCCUUGGUUUGCGGCCGGGCAUAUGUGGGAUGUCUCAGCGGCGAGGCGGGCUGGGUUUAAAGGGGCGUAUUCGGCAGUCUGGGAGAAGGAACCGUUGACGGAGCUGUUUGGGGAUAUGGAUGUUAUUGACGAGACACUGCCUGGCAUGGCUGAUAAGAUCAUUGCCCAUCAGGCUCACCAUAAGCGUCCAGCCAACAUGUCAGCACCGUCGCUCGCGCCCAAUUCGAUUACAUCCUUCUGGCGAACCGAGCCUCACUAUCUCGACAACCAUCGCUCCACUGAGUCUCUCCCGGCAGAAUGUGACAUUGUGAUUGUGGGCGCUGGGUAUGCUGGUGCUUCUGUAGCACAUCAUAUCCUAGAACAAACGGAUAGUUCGACUCGUCCCAAGAUUGUUAUCUUGGAAGGCCGGCAGGCUUGUUCAGGCGCAACAGGGAGGAACGGUGGCCAUCUGAAGCCUGACCCGUAUAAUCGCAUUGCGAGUCUAGCGACCGAGUAUGGAGUUGAAGCAGCGACCGAGGUGGCGCAAUUCGAGGCGCGGCAUGUCGAUGCUAUACAGCACUUGGUUGAGGAGGAAAAGAUUGACUGCGAGCUGACGGUGACUGAUGCAAUUGACGUCCAGCUUAAUCCGUCGCAUGCCCAGAGUCUCAAGGACGGAUAUGACCGGUUAGUUGCCAGUGGCUGCGAGCCUACGAAGAAGACGAGAUACAUCGGGCCUGCAGAGGCAGAAAAGUUCUCGGGCAUGAAAGUGGCAGCUGCAUGCUUCACCUACAAGGCAGGACAUCUAUGGCCGUAUAAACUGGUCAUGCAUCUGCUGGAAAGGGCUGUCCAGCGUGGCGUCAACCUGCAAACACAUACACCUGUGACUUCUAUCACGGAAUCGCAGUCACCGUCAACCCAUCGCUACACAGUCCAUACUCACAGAGGCACUGUCGCCGCAAAGAAAGUCAUAGUAGCAACCAAUGCCUACACUUCCUCCAUCCUCCCGCAGUACAAAGACCGCAUCGUGCCCGUACGAGGAACAUGCAGUCGAAUCAUUGUCCCUCCGCCUUUCAAUACCCCCAGUCAGCAAUUAACCAAGACGUACACUAUCCGGCAUAACAGCUGGAACUACGACUACUUGAUCCCUCGCCCCGAUGGAAGCAUUGUCGUUGGCGGUGCGAGACCGGCAUUCAUCGAUAACCCGGAUAAUUGGUACAACGUCAGCGAUGACAGUCGUGUCCUUGACUCUGCAGUGCGGUAUUUUGAUAACUACAUGCAGAAGCAUUUUGUGGGCUGGGAGGCGAGCCAUGCAUAUACAGACCGAGUGUGGACUGGGAUUAUGGGAUACUCUGCCGACGGCCUGCCACAUGUCGGAAUAGUCCCUGGGAAGACAGAUCAAUGGGUAAUCGGCGGCUUCACAGGACACGGCAUGCCGCAGGUCUUUCUUGCGGCGGAGGGCCUGGCCAGGAUGGUGCUCCAGGGAAUCAAGUUCAAGGAGAGUGGAUUGCCACGGCUAUUUGAAACGACGCAGGAAAGGCUGGACUCAAAAGUAAACCAUACAAUGAAGACUGUAUACGGGGAAAGAAACAUAUCACGGCUAUAG